AUAAAUGGUCCACCGUGGUCUUACUUGAUUGACCUGCUCCGACAGGAAUCUAGUGACACCGAAAUUUUGCUUCACACAAUGAUCCUCAUAAACAAAGUCCUUGGUUCGGUUCCCGACCAGGAGACAUUUUAUGACAUAACUGACUGUCUUGAGGAUCAGGGCAUCAAGGAACUGGCAGACAAGUACACAAAAGAUUCCAAUGCCGAUGCAAACCUCGUGGAACAGUUCAAUAUCUAUGAGGCUAGCCUCAUCUUUGAAGAUGGCGGAACUCUUGCAACGGUCACUUUGACAGAUGAAAGUCUGAGUAACAUUCGUCGCAUCCCCAGGCCACAAAAAGCUGACCUAGACGCCCCCGCAAUGGGUACACCCCAGUCAUCAACACCAUCUCUCUUUGUUUCUGGAUCGACGUCUGAUCUCCAGAAUGGGAAACCGAGGAGAUCAAAGCGGUUCAGCAAAGAAGUAAAGGAUACAUCAACAGCAGCAGCUGACAGCGAUAUAGACGACGAUGUCGGCGACAGAAAACGUCAUCCACGAAGAAUCACCCAGGAAAUCAUAUCAGACAACCGAAAACACACCAUCGUGUUGCAGAAGCAGUCUGUAAGAGAGUUGAACGAACUCCUUGCUGCGGAAGAGCAGGCAGACGGCUCAAGCGAUAUUGACGAGCCCGAAGUUAAACCCGGAAGUGGCGAUAAGGAGGGUGAAGCAUUGGUCAACGGGAGUGAUGAACCUCCGGCGAGCGUUGAUGUGAAGUCAUUAAAGGAGCAGCAUGUUGCGGCCGCCAAUAAGAGUCUUGAACCAGACGCACCGAAACCCGCACCAGCCAAAACCGGCGCUGUCGCUGCGACUAAAGACAAACUGGCUGCAACUCUCGGUAAACUCCCGAUGGGCCCCCCAGACGGUCUUCAACCACCAAAAGUGGAGGUAAUGCGCGUUUCUGACACUCUACUCAAAUCCUUUGAUACGCCUGAACCACCACUGCCAGAACCAGAACCUCCAAAGCCACUGCGCGAAAGUGACAAGUUUUGGAUGGAACGAGAGGCGCAUGUAGCCAAGACUUCCCUUCAUGUGAAAGACCGUGACUUUUCUGACCUGACGGACUCGGAGGAGGAGGAGGAUGAACCAGCAGCCCAGCCGAAUAAGCGUGGUCCCGGAGGUGUGCCCCUACCCCCUCCACCACCGCCACCGCCUCCAGGCAUGGGGCUGCCGCCUCCACCACCACCGCCUCCAUCCGGCGGCAUUCCACCACCGCCCCCGCCCCCUGGUUCAAAAGGUAACACCACUUCCGCUUUGCCCCCUCCGCCUGGUUCGAACGUGAAGAAGGACAACAAAACCAUCCGCCUUCAUUGGUCCGAGUGGCAACCACGGCCUCAGGAUGUGGAAGCCAUGACAAAGGCAGUGAAAGCCAGGAAGCCAGACCUGCCUGAUGGCGUCGUCAGUCGAACACCCGCAAAGCCAUCGACCGCUGUGGACAAGGCUGAAGAACUCAAGAAAGCCAUCGAAGCCCUGAAGACCUCCAGCAUCUGGUGUGAGGUCGUGCCUGUCGAAGUGGACUAUCACAAACUGGAGAAAUUGUUUGAAAAUCGAGCCGCGGAAAUUAAACUUGUAAAAGCGGAGGCCGCUGGGAAGAAGAUCGAAAUUUUGGAUAUGAAACGUUCGAAUGCCAUUAAUAUUGGUAUGAAAGUUCUCCCUCCACUGAGUACCAUCAAUUGUGCUUUGAUGAAAAUGGACUCUUCCGUCAUCAACAGAGAAGGCAUUGAGAAACUUCUGCAAAAUAUGCUGCCAACAGAGGAGGAAAUAGACAAGAUUUUGACUGCCAAACGCGAGAACGAGAAUUAUCAGUUGGGAAGCGCCGAAGAAUUCCUUUUAACCCUCUCCGAAGUCACAAACCUGAAGCCCAGGCUUGAACUGUGGCUGUUCAAACUUGACUACGAGUCGACGGAAUCGGAAAUUAUUGAGCCUUUGGCGGAUCUUAAACAGGCCGUUCUGGAUCUGCAAAAAUGCAAAACGCUUCGUUAUGUCCUCUCGGUCGUCUUGGCUAUGGGAAACUUCCUAAAUGGAAGUGCUUCACGUGGCUUCAAUACAGAAUAUCUUUCAAGGCUUCCGGAAGUAAAGGACGUUGUUCACAAGCACAGUCUCCUCUACCACGUUUGCAAUACAGUCAUUGAACAGUUUCCAGAUAGUACAGACAUGCACUCAGAAUUGGGCUCGGUGUGUCGGUGCCACAGGGUGGAUUGGGAUGAACUUGACCGUCGGUUAGCUACAGUAGAAUCAGAUUGUCGAAGGGCUUGGGAGCAUUACCAACUGAUCUACAAUGCUAACAAGCAGAGAAACUUUACCAUUCAUAAUAGGUUGGCGGACUUCCUAAUCGAUGCUGCGGAUAGGAUAAUUGCGAUGAAAAUAGUAAAACGGCGGACCAUGAAACGAUUCAGGGAACUCCUACUCUACCUCGGGUUCACCCAGUCCAGGGCCGAAAACAUGUCAGUGGGCCACUUUUGUCGCAUCAUCGCGGAAUUCGCACUCGAGUAUCGCACGACCCGAGACCGCAUCUUGGAGGAGAAGGCACGUAAGGCCAGCGAGCGUGAGCGUCGAAAGACUCGCGGAAAACACAUCGAUGAGGCUCCACCAAUUCGUGCUACACAAGUUAAUAGUCAGCAGGCUGCUGACGAUAUUGAACUUAAGCAAGCCCUGUCUACCUGGCGAGACAGGACUGACUCCACCACUUCUCUGACUGGUGCCUUCCGUCCUAGCAGCCUUAGGAAAAGCGCUAUGCACUCGAAUGAGCUGGAAACGGCCAAAGCCAUAGCUACUGCUAUAAAUAUGACGUAA
Molecule: messenger RNA, 2826 nt
Organism: Dibothriocephalus latus
Lineage: Eukaryota; Metazoa; Platyhelminthes; Cestoda; Diphyllobothriidea; Diphyllobothriidae
Source: the annotation of a GenBank genome assembly